Messenger RNA from Tetrahymena thermophila SB210, 468 nucleotides. RefSeq names its product ribosomal protein L27. NCBI's taxonomy places the organism in Eukaryota, Ciliophora, Oligohymenophorea, Hymenostomatida, Tetrahymenidae. The record is from RefSeq and is a predicted model, not a curated record. Gene Ontology annotation, cellular component: mitochondrial large ribosomal subunit. The transcript is spliced from 4 exons. Gene Ontology annotation, molecular function: structural constituent of ribosome.
AUGGAAAAUAUCUUUAUGCAAUUUGCUAGAAAGCAAGGUCAAAAUUCUUUCAGAAAAAGAUUAGGUGUUUACAGCUAUCGUAUGAAGCAUAGCCAAUAUCAUAAAAAACCUGGUUUGAUCGAUUUGCGUACAAAGGAAGAAUUAAAAAAGUAAGGAGUUUAAGGAAGAUAUAAAAUCUAUCGCAUGGAAAGAGAUUCUGACAGAUUAUUCGGUCAAUUCUCAGCUAGAAGUAAGUUCUUGUUUGAUAGUUAAAGAGUUCCUUUCUUAGAUAUUCCUGAUUUAACUGAUUUCGAUCUUAAGCCAUAUGUCUCAGUACACACACCUAGAAUAGAAAAGGAAGAUAUUAUUAAAAUUAUUAAAUUAAAUGACUUUACAAAUCCUGUAAAUUUUAACAGAUACACAUAAAUUGAUAGUCUUGAAGCUCCUAAAAAAGUUGAAAAAAAAGCUGAAAGCAGUGCUUAAAACUGA